CGGGCGAGAAGAUGGCGGCGCUGGGGGAGCCUGUGCGGCUGGAGAGAGAAUUCAAGAUGAUGGGAUGAGCCCUUUUGCACCUAGCCUGUACAUCUGCAGAGCUAUUGAGUUGCUGGAAAAAUUACAGAGGAGUGGAGAAGUACCACCACAAAAACUACAGGCUUUGCAAAGGGUCCUUCAAAGUGAGUUCUGUAAUGCUGUGAGAGAGGUAUAUGAGCACGUAUAUGAAACUGUGGACAUCAGCAGUAGCCCAGAAGUGAGAGCUAAUGCUACAGCAAAGGCCACAGUUGCUGCAUUUGCUGCCAGCGAAGGUCAUUCACAUCCCAGAGUUGUUGAACUGCCAAAAACAGAAGAAGGUCUUGGAUUCAACAUUAUGGGAGGCAAAGAGCAAAACUCUCCAAUCUAUAUCUCUCGAAUUAUCCCAGGCGGUAUAGCUGAUAGACAUGGGGGACUGAAACGUGGAGACCAGCUUCUUUCUGUAAACGGAGUGAGCGUCGAAGGAGAACAUCAUGAAAAAGCAGUAGAACUGCUGAAAGCAGCUCAAGGAAAGGUUAAGUUAGUAGUACGUUACACACCAAAGGUCCUGGAAGAGAUGGAGUCACGAUUUGAAAAAAUGAGAUCGGCAAAACGCAGACAACAGAACUAAUACUGUACACUAUAAUUCAUGGAGAAAAUUAUAUUCGGUUUUACAAUUAACAGUUUCAUUUGUGACCUAACAACUUUAACUGCCCUAAACUAUAAAAGAUGCUAUCCUUGGGGGUGGGGGGGAAUCUAUUUGCAAUUUUAUAAAUGCCUUCCCUAUUAACAUCACUUAGUUCUAAAACACCCAAAUGCUUCUUGAAAAAAGUUUACAUGAGCAUUUCUAUCCAGUUGUUCUUACAGAUCUUUUGCAAAUAAAAUCUUUAACUGUUAAGAAAAAUUUAUAGACUUUUUUAAAAUGCAUUUUUAAUAACAUGUACUUCUACUUUUGUAACAUUUUUUUUUCUAAAGAUUUUCAUUUGGCAUUAUUUUAAAAUUGAUGAAAGUCUUCAAAAAUUUUUUGUGCUUAAUGAUUAAAAAAUCAAAGACUUUUACCUAAUGAAGCUUUUGGCACUUUUCUUCUUAAAAGCAUACUGUACAUCAGCUACAUAAAGCUAAUCAUGACUUAUUGUGUCGUUGGUAAUAAGUACUGGAUUUUGUAAUUUUUUGAUGAGUGCAUUGUUUUUACAUAUGUGCUAGGUCAUACCUCACUAUGAUAAAUGUUAACUUGGAAAUUUUGUUACCUCUUCUGUAAAUAAUCUACAAUGAACAUUCACUUAUAAAUGAUUUUUUAAUAACUGACCUCUAAAAAUCUGGAACAAUCAUUCCUAUAAUUUAUAUUAUUUUAUACUAAUUUUUGAGCAGUUAGAGAAAAGUUGUAUAUUGAUUGAUUGCAUCCAUGUCUAUUCAUAUUCAGAAAAAAGAACAAUAUAUUUAAUGCAAUGCAGAAAGAAUUUCAUAUGUAUUUCCCUGACUUUUCCACUUCUUCUUUUAAAAGGUAUUUGUUCUAACUGGGAUUUGAAUUUGUCCUACUGCAAUCCUUCCAUUUAUAGAGAUGAGUCGCACAGGGUUGGGAGUAGUUAAUACCUAAAUUAAUAAAGAUUUUCCCUUUUGUGAAACUAAACAAUGGUGUGGGAUAUCCUGGUUGACAGCUAUAGUGAUCUGCAAAAGUUAACAAACCUCACAAAAUUGUCUGUAAGAUUCCAAAAGAAGAAAAAUACUGAUAACAUCGUAUUUUAACAAAAUGUGAUUUAUUAUUAGCUAUUUCUAAUCUGGAGAAAUCUGAUUCUUCUGGUUUCUAGUUCAAAAUGAGCAGUAUCAUAAUAUACCAUGAAUAGAGAAUGUGGUGUUACCUGCUUUGGGGUAGGAACGAGGAAAUCUGCAGAUCAGAUGCCUCCCAGAUGUGAAGUGACUAAUGACACACUCGGUUGUGGUGCAGUGUUAUUUUUAAGCACAGUUGAGAGUAUUACAAUUUUGAACAGCUACAUAAUUUUUGGAGUCUACCAAGUUCUGGAUUGUGCCCUUUUCUGUAAUGACUUCACCUCUUAAUAUACAUCUAGACGUAGCUUGACAGCAUACUGGGUGUCUGUUCAAUUGAAAGGCAGCUUUAAGUGCAUCCUACUGACUAUAAACAAGUUAGUUCUUAGAUGCUUAAACUGAAAAGUGCAGUUCUGAGUGUCUGGCUCAUUUCUAAGCUGUGCUCACAUGGAAUAACAUGAAGUCAGUUGUAAACUUAAUUCUACUGUGUGAAAGAUGGUAAAAGGUUAAAAAUUUAAAAACGAUGGCAUGAAGUUUAUGCUUAGCUGGCCCAGUGUAUAAGUAGUAAUACUUGCAUGGUUGCUACAAGCAAGGUAGAAAUGUGAACCCUUUCGGGCUGUUUAUAAGCAUUGUAAGCCUGUAAAGAUAAUAUUUUAAAGAUUUUUGAGAGUAGAGUCUGAAAUGCAAUAUGAAUAUUUAUCAGAUGAUAUUGAGCACUGAAUUACAUGACUGAGUAUUGUUAGCCUGUUUCAGAAGGCUGCUUCUUACUGGUGGGGCCAUGUUCUGAACUGUGUAUUUUUAUGGAAUGAUUAAUGUUUAAAAUAUUUAGACCAAAAUCAGUAGUUAGGCCAAUCAUGGAAAUGAUUUAAUUUAAUUGUAAAAUAGUAGAGAAUUGUUUUUAGAGCUUUAUAUAUAAAAGAGAAGUAUGAGUACAAGUAAAGACAAUAAUAUGUAUUAUAAAACUCGUAUACUUUGUGUUACUGGGUAAAGCACUGUGUUGUGUUACCCUAAAGAAAUAUUUACUUUAGUGUAUCUAGAGCUGCUAUAGGUAAAUGCAUUAGCAUUUCCAUUAUAAAUGAUGGCUUUUGAAUUCAGUAAAUCAACUGUUCCAAAACUCUUUGGGUUGAACCUUGGCAUACGUGCUAUUGUGUGUGUGUGUGUGUUGGGAGUCGGGUUAAUAAAAAAAACAAUUGAAAUUACUUGGUUUUUUGGGUUCUAAAAUUGCAGUUAUUACAUUAGCAGUCUGUCCUCUUGCAUGGUCUGAAAGCUCUCUGUAAUUUUUAAAGUAAGGAUGGGUUAAAGGUCACCAAGAAACUUACAUUCUUUACUUAUUACUGAGUAGGUGCAGGGGUUGCACUGUGUUAGUACACAGUCCCUACACGUGCAAUACUUGGGCACACCAUCAUGAGUUAAGGACGGAUGUAAUUUCUGUGGAUGAUGUUAUGCACCUGUUGAGAGGCACUUGAUUUUAAGAACACAGAAAAUAAAAAGGUGGAAUUACACAUUUUUGUGUGUAGAUUUUUUUUUUUUUGCUUUCUCAUUUGCUACUCUACUUUCAGUGAACCUUACAAAAGAGUAUGUUGUGACUGGCUAUUCAAAAUCUCACUUGCUGUGGCUGGCAAUUCAGAAUCACUCAUGGAGCUGAGCGUAUUCAUAUCAGGUGCAUACGGCUAUGCAAAUGAAAAUGCAUAUAUGGAAGUUAAUCCUAUCAAGUUUACAUUUUGGUCUGCUCUCUUAACAGCUAAUUGGGUUGGGUUUGAGGGGCUCACUUUUUUUUUCCUUAUUUUGCAGUCUGUCUGGAGUUAAUAGAAAUACUAGUGAAAAAUUCCUGUGAUUAUGGAGGUACUGCCAUCUGUCUCACAUGAGUACCUGAAUUACUAUGACUACUGUGUAAGGUCGUCAUCUUCUUUGAUAAAAUAUGCCUGGCUUGGGAUAAAACACUUCAGUACUGAACAAAAUGCUGAUUUUUUUUUUUUUUUAGUGUCCAAGCUUAUCUAUAUUAAAAGGAUAUUGUUUUUUACUAGACUAGAUUAUAUAUUCAAAUAAAUACACAAGUCC
Chelonoidis abingdonii (Abingdon island giant tortoise) is the source of this 3834-nucleotide messenger RNA. It is a transcript of the gene LIN7C, whose product is annotated as lin-7 cell polarity scaffold C. NCBI's taxonomy places the organism in Eukaryota, Metazoa, Chordata, Testudines, Testudinidae. The record is from RefSeq and is a predicted model, not a curated record. Gene Ontology annotation, molecular function: protein binding.